GCAGAGAUGGGGUCCUUUGCUCGCGCCGAAAUUCAAAGGCUUAAAUAGUUCCGGCGCGGGUGCUGUAAAAGGCUUUGGGAUAGUACCUGCUAUGGUAGAGUUUGCCUCAUAGCAUCCAAAGCCUGGUGCGGUUAUCCCCUUUCUCCGUCUUCGUGACCCGAGGGAGUUUUGGUGGCGCCCCAAGCACAGGCGGCCUGAGGCAGUGCCGAGGUAGACCUGGUUUUGUGGUUUGUUUGAUGCAUCACAGAGGUUUACUGGCGCAAGACGGUAUUGAAAAUGCAUAUUAAAUCAAUCAUUCUCGAGGGAUUUAAAUCCUAUGCUCAGAGGACUGAAGUUAAUGGUUUUGACCCCCUCUUCAAUGCUAUCACUGGUUUAAAUGGUAGUGGUAAGUCCAACAUAUUGGACUCCAUCUGCUUUUUGCUGGGAAUCUCCAACCUGUCUCAGGUUCGGGCUUCUAAUUUACAAGAUUUAGUUUACAAAAAUGGGCAGGCUGGAAUUACCAAAGCCUCAGUGUCGAUCACCUUUGAUAAUUCUGACAAAAAACAAAGUCCUUUAGGAUUUGAAGUUCAUGAUGAAAUCACAGUAACAAGGCAGGUGGUUAUUGGUGGCAGAAAUAAAUAUUUAAUCAAUGGAGUAAAUGCAAACAACACCAGAGUACAGGAUCUCUUCUGUUCUGUUGGUUUGAAUGUUAAUAACCCUCACUUUCUCAUCAUGCAGGGUCGAAUUACAAAAGUAUUGAAUAUGAAGCCUCCUGAGAUUUUAUCUAUGAUUGAAGAAGCAGCUGGAACCAGAAUGUAUGAAUACAAAAAAAUAGCUGCCCAGAAAACUAUAGAAAAAAAGGAGGCUAAGCUGAAAGAAAUUAAGACGAUACUCGAAGAAGAGAUUACUCCAACCAUUCAAAAAUUAAAAGAGGAAAGAUCUUCCUAUUUGGAAUAUCAAAAAGUAAUAAGAGAAAUAGAACAUUUGAGUCGUUUAUACAUUGCUUAUCAGUUUUUACUGGCUGAAGAUACUAAAGAGCGCUCAGCUGAGGAGUUAAAAGAAAUGCAGGAUAAAGUUGUAAAACUUCAAGAAGCAUUGUCUGAAAAUGAUAAAAAAAUAAAUGCACUUAAUCAUGAAAUAGAAGAAUUGGAGAAAAGAAAAGAUAAGGAAGUUGGAGGUGUACUCCGAUCUUUAGAAGAUGCUCUUGCAGAGGCUCAGCGGGUUAAUACUAAAUCUCAAAGUGCAUUUGACCUCAAGAAGAAAAAUCUGGCAAGUGAAGAAAACAAACACAAGGAGCUAGAAAAAAAUAUGAUUGAGGACUCUAAAACUUUAGCAGCAAAGGAAAAAGAAGUUAAAAAGAUAACAGAUGGGCUGCAUGACCUUCAAGAAGCAAGUAAAAAAGAUGCUGAAGCUUUGGCUGCUGCACAGCAACACUUCAAUGCUGUGUCUGCUGGCUUGUCCAGUAAUGAAGAUGGAGCAGAAGCAACUCUUGCUGGUCAAAUGAUGGCCUGUAAAAAUGAUAUAAGUAAAGCUCAGACAGAGGCCAAACAGGCCCAAAUGAAGUUGAAACAUGCCCAACAAGAAUUAAAGAAUAAACAAGCAGAAGUUAAGAAGAUGGAUAAUGGCUACAGGAAAGACCAAGAAGCUUUAGAAGCUGUAAAAAGACUUAAAGAAAAACUUGAAACUGAAAUGAAGAAGCUAAAUUAUGAAGAAAAUAAGGAGGAAAGGCUUUUGGAAAAGCGCAGGCAACUGUCUCGUGAUAUCAGUAGAUUGAAAGAAACAUAUGACGCUCUCUUGGCCAGAUUUCCCAAUCUUCGAUUUGCAUACAAGGAUCCAGAGAAGAACUGGAACAGAAAUUGUGUGAAAGGACUUGUAGCUUCUCUGAUUAGUGUUAAAGAUAGUUCUGCAACCACAGCUUUAGAACUGGUAGCUGGAGAACGACUCUACAAUGUUGUAGUGGAUACAGAGGUUACUGGUAAAAAGCUACUAGAAAAGGGAGAAUUGAAGCGAUGUUACACUAUAAUUCCACUCAAUAAAAUUACUGCCAGAUGUAUUGCUCCAGAAACUCUGAGGGUUGCUCAGAAUCUUGUUGGUCCUGAUAAUGUUCAUGUGGCUCUUUCCCUGGUUGACUACAAACCAGAACUUCAGAAAGCAAUGGAAUUUGUCUUUGGAACAACAUUAGUUUGUGACAGUAUGGAUAACGCCAAAAAAGUGGCCUUUGAUAAAAGGAUAAUGACUAGAACUGUAACUCUAGGUGGUGAUGUAUUUGAUCCUCAUGGAACAUUGAGUGGAGGUGCUCGAUCCCAGGCAGCUUCUAUUUUAACCAAGUUUCAAGAACUCAAAGAUGUUCAAGAUGAGCUGAGAAUUAAGGAGAGCGAGCUACAGGCUCUAGAGGAAGAAUUGGCGGGUCUUAAAAACACUGCUGAAAAGUAUCGCCAACUAAAACAACAGUGGGAGAUGAAAACAGAAGAGGCAGAUUUGUUACAAACCAAGCUUCAGCAAAGCUCAUAUCACAAACAACAAGAAGAAUUAGAUGCCCUUAAAAGAACAAUUGAGGAAAGUGAGGAGACCUUAAAAAACACCAAAGAAAUUCAAAAAAAAGCAGAAGAAAAAUAUGAAGUGUUGGAGAAUAAAAUGAAAAAUGCAGAAGCUGAAAGAGAGAGAGAACUAAAAGAUGCUCAGAAAAAACUGAAUUGUGCCAAAACAAAGGCAGAUGCAUCUAGUAAGAAAAUGAAAGAAAAACAACAGGAAGUUGAAGCUAUCACUUUGGAGCUGGAAGAGCUCAAGAGAGAGCAUGCAUCCUAUAAACAACAGCUUGAAGCUGUAAAUGAAGCUAUCAAAUCCUAUGAAGGUCAAAUUGAAUUAAUGGCAGCUGAGGUAGCUAAAAAUAAGGAGUCAGUAAAUAAAGCUCAAGAAGAGUUGACCAAGCAAAAAGAGGUGAUAACAGCUCAAGACCAUGUAAUUAAAGCUAAAUAUGCAGAGGUGGCAAAACAUAAGGAGCAAAACAAUGAUUCUCACCUUAAAAUUAAGGAAUUAGACCAUAAUAUCAGCAAACAUAAAAGGGAAGCAGAAGAUGCUGCGGCAAAGGUAUCCAAAAUGUUGAAAGAUUAUGACUGGAUUAAUGCAGAGAAACACCUCUUUGGCCAACCUAAUAGUGCCUAUGAUUUCAAAACUAAUAACCCCAAAGAAGCUGGUCAGAGACUUCAGAAGUUGCAAGAAAUGAAGGAGAAACUAGGAAGAAAUGUCAAUAUGAGAGCUAUGAAUGUACUGACAGAAGCUGAAGAGCGAUAUAAUGACUUGAUGAAGAAGAAGAGAAUUGUAGAAAAUGACAAAUCCAAAAUCCUUGCAACUAUAGAAGACCUUGACCAAAAGAAAAACCAAGCUCUAAAUAUUGCUUGGCAAAAGGUAAACAAAGACUUUGGGUCUAUUUUUUCUACUCUUUUGCCUGGUGCAAAUGCUAUGCUUGCACCACCAGAGGGACAAACUGUUUUGGAUGGUCUCGAGUUCAAGGUUGCUUUAGGAAAUACUUGGAAAGAAAACCUAACUGAGCUUAGUGGUGGUCAGAGGUCUUUAGUGGCUUUAUCAUUAAUAUUGUCUAUGCUCCUCUUCAAACCCGCUCCAAUUUAUAUCUUGGAUGAGGUAGAUGCAGCCUUGGACCUUUCUCAUACCCAGAAUAUUGGACAGAUGCUCCGUACUCAUUUCACGCAUUCUCAGUUCAUUGUAGUGUCCCUAAAAGAAGGUAUGUUCAACAAUGCAAAUGUUCUUUUCAAAACCAAGUUUGUGGAUGGUGUUUCUACAGUAGCCAGAUUUACUCAAAGUCAAAAUGGAAGGAUUCCCAAGGAAACAAAAUCCAAAGCAAAAGGACCCAAAUGAGCAUAUGAUGGAAGUUUAAAAUGCAAACCUGCACCUUGACCUGUUUUUCAAACAUAAUCUUUUAAGAACUUGGGAUAUAAUUUGUUUAUAUAAUGUUAUUUUGUUACUUAACUCAUAUUUUUUCUUCCUUUUUAUUAUCACUUAUAAAUGAGCAGAUUUCUCUUUUUCACAAUUAACAUAACUCUGGUCCAAUUAGUGUGGUUGUGAUUUUAUAUCUAUCAACAAAUGCUUGUUCUUAGUGCAAGUUUUUUUAAUAUGUUUGUAUUAGGGAGCCUGAGAAUACCUAGUUGGUAGUAAAUUCUAUAUGUAAAAGCAAAAAUAUAAAGAAAAAGAUGAAGUUAAAUUACAGGAUAAAUAUAGCUGACAGUCAGCUUUUAAUUAGUUUAAUUACUAAAGCAGUAUUAGUGUAUUUUCUAUUGCUGAUAAAAAUCAUUUAGGUAAGGAAAAAUUGUAAAGCAAGUAGCUGAACAACAAAAGGAACACAAAGCUAUUAUGCAUGCACCAAGCUAUUUGAGGAUAGUCUCUUAUGGACACAAGGCCAGAUCCGGGGAUAGGAGACAGAUCUUGAAAGAUUUCCCAUUUUAAUGAUGUUGAAAUAUCAUGUUUUUGUAUGUACAAUAAUUGGUUUCUGCAAUCAUAAGUAGGUUUUUUAUUUUUUUUUUUAAGCUUUAUGAGUAUUUAAAUGGAGUUUGGAAAGAGGUGUGUUGUAUGGUGCUUUCUGUGGGUUUAUGUGCAGUCUCCCAAUGUAUUUUCAAAGAUUAUUGGCACUCUUUAAUAUUCUAAUCAAGGACCUGUUGGUGAAUGAGAGUUUAAGAUCCAGUGGACUAAAUCAAAUUGAUCUUUCUCUUGAGUCUGAUAACUAUGAAUAAAUAGAUCUAUCUCUCCUACUCUCUCUCAAGUGCUUGAUGAUUAUCAUAAUUCUUGGUGCCUUUUGCUUUCCAUUUCAAAGAGGUGAGGGUAAAUUCCUUUAGAAUUGGAAAAAGAAAGUUAUUACACACUAUAAGACUACUAUCUAUAUUUUUUUAUUAUGUCUUUGUACAAUGCCAAAACAGUGUCUCUACUAUGAAUCCUAAUGUUUUGAUGUGAUCUAAUUUUAUUGUGGAUGAAUUAUUUGGGGCCAUAUCCUUUCCUGAUACUUGAGCCUUAAUUCUUUAGUUAUUAUCAUCCUUUCCCUGAUAAUAGGCUCAUAUUUCCUGACCCCGGAUUUAACAUUGCUCAUUCUUCAUUCUCUAUACAUAUCUCAGAUGUUUUAAUAAUAUCCAAAUAAUUGAUAUUUGGGGACAGAUUGGAAAGGAUUUGAUCUGGAGAGAGUUCUGUCUACUGUGGAAGGGAAAGGAGAUGAAGCUAUAAAUACUGAGUUACAGAAGGUCCAGUAUCACAGGUAACAGACCUAGAGUUUGUUUCCUUUCACAAAAGUAUUCUAAUCUGUUGACCAAAAUAGCAGUAUCCAUUCUCACUAUCACCAAAAAGUAUACCAGCAAAAUUAGUCAGUAUUAUUUAUUUUAAUAUUUCUGAUUAAACAAUUAUAAAAUGGUACCUGAUUGCUAUUUUAGCUAGCAUUUUAACAAUAACAUGGGGUUGAAUAUUUUGCCAUUAUGUACUGAUUUUCCUUUCCUGUGGUACAAUUUUCUGCUUGUGUACUUUUCCUGGUUUUUGUCUUGUAUAUAUUCUCACUAUGAAGAUUCUCAAAUAUAUUAAAUUUUUGUGAGUAA
This is a messenger RNA of Marmota monax (woodchuck), 5564 nucleotides long. RefSeq names its product structural maintenance of chromosomes 2 (gene Smc2). The record is from RefSeq and is a predicted model, not a curated record. Gene Ontology annotation, molecular function: ATP binding; ATP hydrolysis activity; protein binding. NCBI's taxonomy places the organism in Eukaryota, Metazoa, Chordata, Mammalia, Rodentia, Sciuridae. Gene Ontology annotation, cellular component: chromosome. The transcript has 25 exons. Gene Ontology annotation, biological process: chromosome organization. Bases 277 to 3852 code for a protein of 1191 amino acids.